Molecule: messenger RNA, 378 nt
Organism: Arachis stenosperma
Lineage: Eukaryota; Viridiplantae; Streptophyta; Magnoliopsida; Fabales; Fabaceae
Exons: 1
Coding region: 1-378 (125 amino acids)
Source: RefSeq, a predicted model, not a curated record
AUGACCAAUAAGAGAAGUUGGAGAAAUGAUGAAACUGUGGUGUUAACUGAGGAAUGCAGCGCCAUCAUCCAACACAAAUUACCUCAGAAAUUGAAGGACCCAGGAAGCUUCCAAAUUCCUUGUAUCACAGGAGAAAUCACAGUGGAGAAGGCCUUAUGUGAUUUGGGAGCCAGCAUAAAUUUGAUGUCCUUAGCAAUGAUGAGGAGAAUGAAGAUUGAAGAAGGCAAACCAACAAGAAUGGCACUCCAAUUGGCAGACCGAUCAUUCAAAUUCCCUUAUGGAGUAAUGGAGGAUUUGCUAGCAAAGGUGGGAGACUUCAUCUUCCUAUCUGACUUUGUGGGAGACUUCAAUCAUUCUGGAAAGGCCAUUUUUAGCUAG